Molecule: messenger RNA, 591 nt
Organism: Necator americanus (New World hookworm)
Lineage: Eukaryota; Metazoa; Nematoda; Chromadorea; Rhabditida; Ancylostomatidae
Exons: 1
Coding region: 1-591 (196 amino acids)
Source: RefSeq, a predicted model, not a curated record
AUGCUCAACGAAUUGAACGAAGUAGGGAAAAGAAUAGAACUGCGAAUAAACAGAAAGAAGACACAGUUCAUGAAGAACGCCUACUGCGAGGACGGAGGAGUACAACCUGAUGGCUCAAAAAUCGUGGGAACUUCGUCAUACGUAUACCUCGGACGUUCUAUGAACAUGGAAAACGACUUGAAGGGAGAACUGAAUAGAAGAAUGAGAGCAUCAUGGGCAGCAUUCGCAGUCGUCAGGGAAGCUACGGCCUAUCUUCACAGCUCCGACUUAAGAGGAAUGUCCCGUCUUCGUGACCCAGCAGAAUAUGUAUCGAAAGCAAAACAUGGAUGGGCCGGUUCCAUCAUGAGAAGAAUCGACGAUAGAUGGACUAAAAGAACGCUAGAGUGGAUCCCAAGUGAUACUAAACGCCCUCGAGGGAGACCGCCAACGAGAUGGGGUGACGUGUUCGCUAGACGGAUGGACCAGCUGAGAGCUCAGCUGGAUACGGCUCAAGGACCUCGUCAACGUCACUCACGAAACUUGCGAACAUCUUGGAUGACAAUGGCUAGGGGCCCGCCACGUCCAGUGAAGACGGGCCAUCUAAGUAUCUAA